AGCUUCAGAUCAGUGUCACCUGCUGCAGAGAGAGACACCGACCACCGCUCUGACUCUGAACUCCAUGAUGAAGGGACCAAAGGCGGACAAACAGACUGCAGAAUGGAUCUGAUCUAAGGUAAUUACCACUGAAGAGUAGCGCGAAGUGAUGCUGCAGUAUUGUUGUUUUGGGGUUUUCUCUUUCGAUCAGGAUUUUUCAGUUUUCUAUGGCUUUUAGAGUCGUCAGUGGUUUUUUUGAAAUACUUUUUGUCGCCGAAUAUAACUGGACUUUCUGGGGUAUUUCCACGCGCAUUUAAUAUACUGUAUCAUUGAUUCCUGCUGCGUAAAGUCUUCAUGGCAGAUUUAGAUGAAAAUGUAGCAUAUUGCAUUAGUUGUUCUGAAUGAAAGUUUGGAAAUGUGGCAUAUAUAUAAUGUAUUUAAAGCUGUACAGCAUCAAAAAAUGUUCUGUCUCAUCAACAACUUAAUCUCUGUCUCCCAAAAAAGGAGUUUAGUCUCAGUUCAGUCUGCACAAAAAGAUGGACAGCGUAACAGCUCCCAAAAGUGAAGCCACAGAUACAUACAGGUUUUGAGAGCAAUUUGUGCGUAAGACCAUGUUGCAUAGGUGUGAUUACUGUGAUGACAGUUCAGCAUCUGCUGCUAGGAGAGUUAUAGAGAAAGUUUGAUUUAAGAUGUUAGACGGCUGUCAAAGGAGGUUUCUCCAUCAGGCUAUUCUGGCGUUAUAUAGAUUAUAUAUACUGGGCUGGGUGUUGGUAACAACAACAGUCUGAUCAGGAUUGAAGUGGAGAGAUAAAGAACAACAUUAGCCAUCUGCCACAUAUUUGUGAGUAAGUGCCGUAUAAUAUAAGUUUUCUCCACAGUGCUGGUUACAUCAAUCAAUUAACAGUUACAUUUAACAGUUUAACAUUUAACCAUAACAGUUAUUACAAUCUAGUCCAUCAGAAAAUGUGUUUUUCAUCUUGAUUGAGCCCAUAUCUUACACACCUGGACUGUAAUGAUUACAGACAGUUACGUGCUAACUUGUAGAGCAAUGUUGUAUGUGGGAUCAAUUUAUAUGUAAGCUGGAGAUCAAUUAUAAUAUAAUAACUUUAUUUUCAUUGCACUUUUAAUAACAGAAGUUUACAAAGUGCUUUGACAAACAGUCGUAAAGCACAGAACAUCAGCACAUGGAAAUAAAAACAAAUAAAAAACAAAAGCUCAGUUAAAAACAAGGCCUCUGAACUGAAGGCCAAUUUCAUUUGUCGUAAGAAACCCAGACAAUACAAGAACCCUAAAGCAUAAAAUGAGACCAUGAAGACCAAAAUAAAAACAUAAAAUAGGUAAGAAAAAGAAAUUUAAUAAAAGAGGGGGGUAGAAAGCAGGAAACAGGAUAGUAAAAGGUCGAUACUAAUAAUGAUAAUAAAAUCAUAACAAAAUAUUAAUAAUGGUAAUAGUAAUGAUGUUAACAGUUUAACAUUGGUCAAACUUGAAAAUCUAAAUGUUUUAUUUCUAGUCAUGGGUUCUGUAAUCAAAGCUUGAUUGUAUCAUGAUGAUUUACGUUAAUGUUUUUCUGAAACUAGUUUUUAAAAGUGUGUUAAUGUUUUAAACAGGAUAUAACACCUUGAUUGACGACUCUUUGGACAAUUGCAUGUGACAUGAUAUUUAGGCUACUAAAGUAAUGGAAACUUAACGGACACCAACAAGACAGUCAUGUAUUUUUUGUAACCAUGAAUGUCUAACCAGCGUACAGAGGAUGUACAGACAAGAUGGAUCCUUGCUGUGUUCAGUUUGUGGAAGUGGGAGUACAUCAACACUCCAGCAUAGAGAACCGAUACCCACAAUGUAGAGUGUAGCUCCAAAUGUAUGAUAUUUAUCACUUUUGCACAGUGGGAAGCAGUUGAGGUGUGCUCUGUUAUUCUUCAUAUUAGAUAUUAUCCUCUCUUGGUCCUACAGAUUUCACCUCGAGACAUGGUACUCCCUGAAAAAACCUCCAGAUCAUCUGCUCACAAGAAGAAGGUCCCCCAUCAGUCCACCAAACCUUCUCACCCGGGCCUGCCCUCCCCCGCGCUCUGCUGCGCCUGCGGCCUCUGCAUCAUGCUGGCUGGCAUCAACAUCACCCUAGUGGGAGCUUUUGCCUUCGGCACCUUCAUCCCAACAGGAAACCCCCCCAUCAUCAUCGGCCCUCUUCUUUUACUCAUAGCCCUGGCCUUCUUCAUAGCUUGCUGCGUGGUCAGCAGGAGGCCCCCCACCCACACAGGGGCCCAUAAGGUGAAAGGAGGAGAGAAGUGGGGGCUGAUGCGUAUGGGGACAGCGGCGUUUGAGAUGGAGACGAGUGAGCAUACGCUUCAGGACACAACUGCAGUUCAGCUCAGCCCCACCAACUCCCUCUCCUCCUCUCACAAGUCCUGCUCUAGUCAUGUGGGAGAUGCUGCUCCGCCUUAGGAUGGGUCUGUCAAGGGUGUCACUCGAGAUAACCUCACUUCCUCGCAGUUGCUGCCACUAAAAGCACUUCCCCUCCAUCACAUAAGGUUUUUUCCUUAUCCGUGCCGCUUUAUUCUUUUGUCUUUGCUGUUUUGUGGUUAUUAGGAUGGAAAUGUGUCAAACAAAACAUCAUUGUAGCCUUUUUUUUCUCGGUGUGGUUGUGUUGCUGAAUCUUUAUUGCUCGCUGCCAGCUUCUUGUAGAUUAUUUAGCUGGAACAGAAACAGGAACAGGAGAUGAUACCCUAAUCCAAGUGCCUGUUUGUAUACUGCUCGUUGUAUAAAACAUCCACUUUAGGCAGAUUAUCCUCCAUUCAUGUCCCGUGAAUCCACUGUGGUUAGUGCCUGUCACCUUACACACUGGGAGAAGAAGAUGAGUGUGUCCAGCUGAGCUUCUCUGAGUCAUGAAAGCUGUUCCUGCGUAAGCCUGGUGAAUCUCACACCUUUUUUGAACACUUUGACAGAACUGUGAUGAUGUUUUUUUAAAGCCUGCAGACAGGUCAAGACAAGAAAUUCAGGAACAAAUGAGUGAAUGUACAUUUGAUAUUGUUUUGCAGUUUUGUCAUGUACCUGUAGAUGUAGAUGACCCCAUAAAGCUGAAAUUGUCUGUG
This is a messenger RNA of Xyrichtys novacula (pearly razorfish), 3065 nucleotides long. Lineage: Eukaryota; Metazoa; Chordata; Actinopteri; Labriformes; Labridae. The record is from the annotation of a GenBank genome assembly.